Messenger RNA from Boeremia exigua, 1585 nucleotides. RefSeq lists its product as uncharacterized. NCBI's taxonomy places the organism in Eukaryota, Fungi, Ascomycota, Dothideomycetes, Pleosporales, Didymellaceae. The record is from RefSeq and is a predicted model, not a curated record. Gene Ontology annotation, molecular function: protein binding. The coding region runs from base 58 to 1503 and encodes 481 amino acids. The transcript has 2 exons.
CAAAACAUUGCACGAUCUCUGCCAUCAUUGCAUUCUGAAGUCAUCGCAGCUAUCACAAUGGCGAAUCUGUUGUCUUUGCCUCUGGAGCUGCUGGUCCAUGUCUCCUCUUUCGUUUCGACUUCCGACCUUGGAGCUUUGCGUCUUACUUGCAAACAAACCGAAAAGUCUCUCUACGAGUGGUUUGCAGAUGAGUUCUUUGUCAAGAAGCAGUUCAUGCUCACCCAGCCAAGUCUGCAGGUACUGCUGGAUAUAUCUCGUCAUGUUAGCUUAUCAAAAAAGCUCAAGCACCUUAUCAUCGCCACCAACGUGUAUGAUGAUGUUCCAAUCCGUUUCAGAGACGCCGACGCAUGCUCUAGGUACAUGCAGGGCUAUGCUGACCAGAAAGCGCUGCUGGAGAACGGCAUCGACCGCGAGAUGUUGACCGCCAGUUUUAGAGGACUGACCAGCCUGGAGACCGUCGAUGUUCGUGAUUUCAGUGCUCCACGUGAACGCGAUGGCACUUGCUGGGCUUCCUGGGGCGCUACUACAGUAUACAAAGAGACUGGUGUGCGACUCCGCGAAUCGUAUCGUGGAACAGGCUUGCAAACGCGAUUCGUGUCGCACGUCUUUUCUACCCUCCUGUACGCUUUGGGCAAGGCCGGACGGAAGCCACGCAGAUUCGAAGUUCUUCUGCGCCACCAGCCUGCAGGACUUCCAGACAGCGCUUUUCAUCUGCCCGAAUUCACCUUCCCACUCGUUCAGUCGGUGCUGCAAAACCUUGAAGCGCUUUUCCUGACACUGAGACUAUCCGACAAUUCCACGGACAUCUAUCAUACUUACAGUAGUGGUCAGCCUAUAAGCACAAGGUCCGGCCGGUCUCUGGGUCAUUUCCUGAAUUGUACGCAAAACUUAACACACCUGCGCUUGAACUUUCAGAAGUUUCAAGCCGCUGGCAAUAUGAACUUCAUGAAGUGGCUUGCAGAGCUUCCUUCUGCUCCCGAGCCACCGCAUUCCACGAGAAUUACAACGACAGAACCAGCGCCUGUUAGCUUUCCUCACCUCAAAAUCUUGGAACUCGGACAGCUGGACGUGCAUAGGGACACUCUGCUCGCUGUGCUCUGCAAGUUCGCACCAACCCUCAAGAGCCUCAGUCUCUGGCGCAUGACUAUCGAGUCAGGGCAGUCCGGACCGUACGAUACGAAGCCCAACAUCUGGUCGCGAUUCUUCAGAGACCUUGAGUUUGUACCUGAGCUCGAGCUCACUGGGUUGAAAGCUGGCGCGCUUUCGCAGGAUAACCUCCUCGUGAAAUUCAAGGCUGAGAUUGAUGGGGAAGAGCAAGUCACGUCGAUGAGAGAAUAUUCAGGGAAUUCAAUGAAGGUAUUCAUCAAAGGAAUGGUGGAUGACGUUGUCGUGGAGUGGCCGCCAGAGAUAGAGAUGGUUGGCACUGAAAGCGAUUCAAACGAGGACGAGGACAUGGAUGAUGACGACGAUAGCAAUGAACAAGACGAAGAUGAGGAUGAUUAGCUGAUAUUUCAAUACAACCAAUGUGCACUUGAGUCAAUCUACAGACGCUCGUCACAUCAUGUCUACGUUGGCUAUAUGACUG